AGUCGUGAUAGAAGGGGGGGGGGUAGCAACGGACGCCUCCUAGGCUCGCCUUUCUCGACGUCCGCGGCGGCGCGCUAGUUUCGGUUUGCCGCUCCGACUUGACGGUUUCGUGUACACAGCAUUCGCUCGCUUCCACGUGGAGGUCGAGCUCCGAAUUGCUGUCAUUUGUUGUUGUUUGUUGUCGCACGCGCGGGUCUCGCGUAGUCGAGCGGCGACGUUAGAGCGAAUCGAUGUGUCACAUCGCGUUCGGUUUUCCGGAUCGCGGUGGCCGAGUGACAGUGAAUCAUCUUUCGACGAAUGGUGGAAUCGCAUUCCUUAGACGAUCGCGUACUUGCGACUGUCUUUACAGAGUGCAGUGACACAGUUUUUUUUUUUUUUGGUAAAAAAAACGCAUUCGCGCGAGUGAGACUCUCACACAGUGGGACAGUACGCGAAACAAAGUGAAAAAUAUAUCUGGGAUUUGGAUUACCUGAAGCACGGGAGAACACGGACGCGUUUGGGACCGUCGCUCGUUAAGUGAGAGGGGAACGACCGUUGUGUGGACAUCGCAGCCGGAGAACAAGAAUCAUCAGAAUCAUCAGUUUCACUUCGUGCCAAGCUUAAAGGUGAUUGCCAUCGAGAUACACAAGACGGAGCCGGAAUUCUCGCAGAGGCCUCGCUUUGCCUGGUGAAGGGCAAACGUUUAUCUGGGAGCGUCUGUCAACAAGCACCGACGAUGAGCUAGCGUUACCAACAUGCGUAGGAUGAAACAGCGCGUGCUGCACGCCUGGCCGUGGUUGUGGCUAUGGCUGUUCGCGGCCACGGCCGGCUCUUCGUCUUCCGACAUGACGACCAUUCUGCCGCCGCGUGGGAUCGGAGGUGGUGGUGGUGGUGGCGGCGGUGAUGGCGGCGGUGGUGGUUUUGGAUCGAUAAAAUCGUCGGUUACGUUGAUCGGCACCGCGACAACCCCACCGACCCCGAUCGAGGAUGACGCAAAUUCCCCGUUGAAACUCGAGUUCCGUUUCACUCAGCCCGUUUACAACGUCUCCAUUCCCGAGAAUUCUAUCGGCAAGACUUACGUCGCGCCCGAGGAAAGAAUGGGCAUAAAGCUCGCGUCCGCGGACAGUGACGUUGACAUCAGGUUUCGCAUAAUGAGCGGCGAUCGCGACAAGUUCUUCAAAGCGGAAGAACGCACGGUCGGUGAUUUUUGCUUUCUUUUGAUACGGACUCGAACCAGCAACGUUGACGUGCUGAAUCGGGAGCGCAAAGAUCGGUACGUGCUCGAGGUGCGCGCGACCUCGAGCAAACGCGACGGUAGGAACAGAGGGGUCACGCUUGAGGCGGACACCACGGUGAUAGUGACAAUUCUCGACACGAACGAUCUCAAUCCGUUGUUCUAUCCGAUCGAAUACGAGACCACCGUGACGGAAGACACGCCUUUGCAUCGCAGUAUACUCAGGGUAAUCGCCGAGGACGCCGAUCUCGGUAGAAACGGCGAGAUUUAUUAUAGCUUCGCCGAAGAGACCGAUCAGUUCGCCGUUCAUCCGGUCAGUGGCGUAAUUACGCUCACGAGGCCUCUCAGGUACGCGGAACGUGCGAUACACGAGCUAGUAGUUCUGGCGAAGGAUCGCGGCGCUCUGUUUCGUAGCGUGAGCACGAGCCACGCAAGCACGGCGAGGGUCACGAUCAGGGUACGUCAGGUGAACCUGUACGCGCCCGAGAUCUACGUGCGCCAGCUGCCUGACAUCGUUGAGAACUCGAACGCCGACAUCUACGCGAUCGUGCAAGUGUUCGACCGUGACAAAGGCGUACACGGCCAAAUUGCGAGUCUCGAUAUCGUGGGCGGGGAUCCGGCUGGUCACUUCAGGGUCCGGCCCGCUGGGGGACAGCGUUCCGACGAGUACAACAUCGAGGUGCUGCAUCUGCUCGAUCGUGAGACCGCGUUACAGGGUUACAAUCUUACGUUGCGCGCAACAGAUCGGGGGAUACCGCAGCGUUACAGCUACAAAUUCGUGCCGGUUCACUUAACCGACGUGAACGACAACGCGCCUGUGUUCAGUCGCGAGAUCUACGAAGUUAAAGUACCUGAAACGGCACCCGUCAACACGCCGGUUAUAGGACUGAAGGUCACAGACGCGGAUGAGGGAAGGAACGCGUUGGUUUAUCUCGAGAUUGUGGGCGGCAACGAGGGUGGCGAGUUUUACGUGAACGCCGAGACCGGUAUGCUGUACACGUCCGUCAAUCUGGACGCCGAGAAGAAGGCGUUCUACACGCUUACGGUAUCGGCGAUCGAUCAGGGUAACGCCGGUACGAGGAAGCAAUCGUCAGCCAAGGUUAAGAUUAACGUGGUCGACACAAACGACAACGAUCCGACCUUCGAUCAACCGGAAAUGGAGGUGUGGCUGGACGAGAACGAGCCGGCCGGAACGUCCGUCGUGCGAGUAACCGCGAAGGAUCGCGACUCGGGCGAGAACGCCUACAUAUCCUACAGCAUCGACAACCUCAAGAAGGUCCCAUUCGAGAUCGAUCAUUUCUCCGGCAUCGUCAAGACCAAACAGGUGCUCGAUUACGAAACCAUGAAGAGGGAGUACCUGCUGCACGUGCGCGCAAGCGAUUGGGGCCUGCCCUAUCGUCGUCAAGCCGAGAUGCAAUUGCGAGUUAGAUUGCGCGAUGUGAACGACAAUCGGCCGCAGUUCGAGCGAAUCGACUGUGUUGGUCACGUGCCGCGAUACGUAUCGAUCGGCACCGAGAUCAUAACCGUGUCAGCGAUCGACUUUGACGCCGGAAACAUAAUCAGUUAUCGCAUCGUGUCCGGCAACUCGGACGGUUGUUUUACCCUCGACUCGGCCAGCGGCGUGCUCUCGGUUGCCUGCGACCUAUCCGACAUCAAGGUCACCGAGAGAACGGUCAACAUCACCGCCACCGAUGGCACGCACUUUGCGGACGUCAAUCCCGUGCAUAUGCAUCUCGUAAACGCCAAGCGAAAUUUGGGCUCGCAAGCGAGAAUUCUGACAGAUGAGGCUGGCGCUUUCGAGUGCCACGAUACCGGUGUUGCGCGCAGACUGACAGACGCAAUCGCCUCGGCCGAGAGGAAUAAUAUGCCAUCCCGUGACGACGAGUACACCCUAAUACCGAGUCGUUACGGCGAAAACGUACACGCGCCUGAGUUCAUUGAUUUCCCGAACGAGAUACGGGUCAACGAAUCUCUCAAAAUUGGCACAACUCUCGUUCAGAUACGCGCUCGCGAUCGCGAUCUCGAUUACAACGGCAAGCUCGUAUUUGUUAUCUCAAGCGGCGACCGCGAUUCCGUCUUCGGCAUCGAUCCGGACACCGGCGACCUGAACACAAUUGGUUAUCUGGAUCGCGAGCGAGAGAGCGAAUAUUAUCUCAAUAUAAGCGUGUUCGAUUUGGGCAAACCGCAAAAAUCCGCUUCAAAGAUGCUGCCGGUUGUUAUUCUGGACGUUAACGACAACGCGCCUAAGUUUGAGAAGUCAUUGGCGAGUUUCAGAAUCUCCGAAACGGCUUUGAACGGCACCAAUGUGUGGCGUGCGAACGCAACCGACGCCGAUCUCGGUGACAACGCUCGGGUCACCUAUUCGCUCGUGACAGAGACCAACGACUUCCGGGUCGAUCCGGUGACAGGUGUUCUCAGUGUCUUUGGCAAACUCGACAGAGAACGGCAAGAGAUAUACGAGCUGAGGAUCCGUGCGCGCGAUAACGGUGGCAAGGGCGCCGAUAACCCGCCUUUAUAUUCCGAGGCGCUGGUCAGAGUGACGGUCGACGAUGUAAACGACAACGCGCCCAGAUUCGCUCUUUCGAGUUACAACGUCAAGAUUCGGGAGGACGUGCCGGUCUGGACCGUCGUGGCCGUUGUGGACGCUACGGAUCCCGACGAGGGCGCGGGCGGCGACGUUGAAUACUUUCUGUCAGACGCUAUGGAAAGCGAGGGCUACUUCAAAGUCGACAAAAUGUCGGGAACAGUGAGAACGACUCAGAGCUUGGACUUCGAAGAACGGCAGGUGCACACGUUGAUCAUAGUCGCGCGCGAUCGCGGCGAGCCGUCCUUGUCAUCCGAAACGAUGCUGAUAAUCGAAGUGGUGGACGUGAACGAGAAUCUGCACGCGCCGGUUUUCGACGAUUUCGUCGUAUCGGCGAGCGUUUUCGAAAAUCAACCGGUGGCCACCUUCGUCACCACGGUUCACGCGAAGGACGCGGAUCCUCCCGGCGGUGAUUCCAGAAUCGCGUACAGCAUCCGGGGAGGCGAUGGCGUCGGCAUCUUCUCCAUCGACAACGAAGGAAAUAUCCUAACUAAAGCCGCGCUUGAUGUCGAGACGAAGAGAGGAUAUUGGCUGACGGUCUACGCUCAGGAUCACGGUGUGGUUCCGCUGAGUUCGAGUUUACAAGUUUACAUCGAAGUGCUGGACGAGAACGAUAACACGCCGCUGACUGAACUUCCAGUUUACUAUCCCUCGGUUGCGGAGAACUCGCCCGCCGGCGUGAGCGUCCUGCAGAUCCGCGCCUUUGAUCGCGACGUCUCGCCCCAGCAAUUCGUCUUCACCAUCAGCAGCGGCAAUCCGGAGGGUUAUUUUCUCAUCAACUCUACCACCGGUCUCAUCACCACCAGCGGCAGAAAGCUCGAUCGAGAGAAUCAAGCGGAACACGUCUUGGAGGUGACGGUAAGGGACGACGGCAGACCUCCAUUGUCAUCGACCACGAGGGUCGUCAUCGAUGUGGCGGACGUUAACGACCACGGGCCCGAGUUCGAGCAGAAGUUUUACACAGUUCAGAUUCCGGCUUCGGCAACGACCGACAAGCCUCUUUUUCAGAAAUCGAGGAACCGCUCGGGGGAGUCCGACCUUUCGAGCGAUAUGUUACUAGAGAACGGGACUUGGGAGACAUUUAGCCCCGACACCCUGUCAGGAGAUCGUAUCUUCAGGGUUCUCGCUUACGACAAAGACAUCGGUGAGAACGGAAGAAUCCAGUAUAGUAUCAAGAGCGGUCGAGGCAAGGGCAAAUUUAGAAUUCAUCCGAACACGGGAAUGGUAUAUUCUGCGCGUGGGUUCGAAGCUGGUCAAGAAUUCGAAAUGAUGAUACGAGCAACCGAUCACGGGGAUUCUCCGCGUAGUCAUCAGACUCGAGUUUCCGUUCAGGUUGUAGAGGCGCCGAAAGAAUCGGAAAAUCCACCGGUGUUCAAGACAAAUAAUCAAAGCGUGGAAGUAACGGAAAGCGACAAGGCGGGAUUUCUGGUUGCUCUUGUGCAAGCUGCCGACAAAGACGGUGAUUCUUUGUGGUACGAUAUUUUAGACGGCGACAAACGCGACGAAUUCUUCAUCGGACGCGACAAUGGCAACGUGCUUCUGGCCAAGAGACUAGACUGGGAGACUCAGAACUUUUACAAUCUCACUAUCGGCGUAACGGACGGCGUGCACACGGCGCUGACACAGCUGCUCGUUACCGUGAUUGACAUCAACGAUCAUCGACCGGAAUUCACUGAGAACAUGUAUCACAUCGACAUCUCGGAGAAUGUCGAUAAGGGCGAGAAAAUUCUCCAGCUGCACGCGACCGACGAGGACGAGGACAAGAAGGUCUUCUACAGCUUGCACGCGGCGCAGACUCAAUCCUCUCUUGAGAUCUUCCACGUGGAUUCGGUUCUCGGUUCGAUCACGCUGAACGAGCCGCUCGAUCGGGAAACCAUUGAGGAGCACGUGCUGACGGUUAUGGUAAAGGAUCAGGGUACACCGGCCAAGCGUAACUACGCCCGAGUAAUCGUCACCGUGCACGAUCACAAUGAUCACGCACCCGAGUUCAUCAACGGGCUUGUUCAGGGCAAGGUGUACGAGGCCUCGCCGAUCGGCACAGCGGUUGUGCAGAUGUGCGCGAUCGAUCGUGACCGCGGCGAAAACGCCCGGAUCACUUACUCGAUCACGUCCGGAAACGCUGGCAAUGUGUUUGCCAUCGAUCCCGAUCUUGGUCACAUACGUGUCGCCCGCGAGCUCGAUCUUGGCGCCUCGUCAGAAUAUAUUCUUCUCGUGAAGGCGAACGAUCACGGGUCUCCCGCGCUGUCGAACAACGUGCCGGUGCAUGUGAUGGUGACAAUGGCCGACAACGCACCACCGCGGUUCAUCCAUAAGGAACUGUCGGCGGAGAUAUACGAGAACCAACAGCUGGGCACAUACGUGAAACACGUGGAGGCGAGAAGCACGUCGUCGCUGCAGUUCGAGAUAGUACGUGGUAAUCGCGACGACACGUUCUUCGUGAAUCCAAGCACAGGCGUGAUCGUCGUCAAGAAUCAGUUGGAUUACGAAAAGACCAAGUCCUACAAUCUAACGGUAUCGGCCACAAAUAUGGCCGGCGCGUCGGCCACCUGUAAUGUUAUCGUCCACGUUCUCGACAGAAACGACAACGCUCCGCGAUUUCUACAAGCGUUGUACAGCGGCGAGAUCAGCGAAGGUGCCAGCAUCGGUUCUUUGGUGCUGACCAACACAAGCGCGCCGUUGGUUAUCAAGGCCGAGGACGCGGAUUCCGAAUUAAAUGCGUUACUCAAUUACGACAUCGUCGAUGAUCUGCCGCGAAAGUACUUUCACAUAGAUUCAAGUACCGGUGCCAUUCGUACGGUAAUGGUGCUAGAUCACGAGACCAUACCAAUGUUUUCGUUUCACGUGAAAGUCUCGGAUCUGGGUAAACCGAAACUGUCGUCUGAAACCACUGCCAAAGUGGUGAUUGUCGUGACGGAUGUCAACGACUGUCCGCCCAAAUUUACCAAGACUGAUUACAAUGUUACGCUUCUACUGCCAACGUACAAGAACGUAGCUGUCAUUCGAGUGAACGCCGUGGAUCCCGACAGCUUUGAGGGAGCAGCGUUGAGAUAUGACAUUAUCGACGGGAAUAAGGCUCACACCUUCGAUAUAGAUGCUCAGAACGGUAUUAUUACGGUUAAUAAUCCAGAACGUAUGAAGAAGAACUAUCUUCUACAUGUACGAGUGUCAGAUGGAAAAUAUUCGAGUGUGGCGCAAGUGAACGUAAAUGUGGAGAAGUCGGAGAAUUCCGGUUUGAUUUUUCAGAAAAAUGUCUACGAGGGCGCGAUUUUAGAAAAUUCAACGAAAAUUACGACCGUGGUGGUGGUGAACGUUCUCGGUAGCUCGUUGAAUGAGCACAUUGUCUUCAGAAUUCUUAAUCCCACCGAUAUGUUUGUAAUCGGACCGACUUCAGGCGCGAUCAGAACCACCGGCAUACGAUUCGAUCGGGAAAUGUGCGAUCAUUACGAAUUAAUCGUCGAAGCGAAAAGUCAUCCGCCGGAUCGGGAGAAGCCUAGAGUGGCUCAUGUUAUAGUAAAUGUCACUAUACUUGACAUCAAUGACAAUUGUCCGAUGUUUGUUAAUCUUCCUUAUUACGCUGUUGUGUCCGUCGACGCUCAAAAGGGCGACGUUAUCACAAAGGUUCACGCGAUAGAUAUGGAUAGUGGCGAUAACGGCGAGGUGAGAUACGAAUUGAAGAAGGGUCACGGAGAACUGUUCAAGGUUUGCCGGAAAACGGGUGAAAUAUCGUUGAAGCAAAAUCUCGAAGGUCAUAAUCGCGAGUAUCAGCUUACGAUUGCCGCGUACGACGGUGGAACAACAACGCCUUGCUCCAUUGAGGUGCCAGUCAACGUGAAGGUGAUAGAUCGCUCGAUGCCGGUAUUUGACAAGCAAUUCUACACGGAUAGCGUGCUCGAAAGUAUAGAAGUACAUUCACCUCUGGCGUUAUCCAUUCAAGCUGAAUCACCGUUGAAUCGCAAACUCAUAUACAGCAUUACUAAGGGCAAUGAUUUUGAAGAGUUUGCCCUGGACUUCAACACGGCCCCCGACAGUAACAAUGGUCCUUGUGUAAUCUAUGUGGUGGAUGAACUGGAUUAUGAACAAAAGAAGCAGUACGAACUGACUGUACGCGCCACCGACAGCGUGUCGGGUGUUUAUGCGGAGGUACUCGUCAGCAUCCUCGUUCUGGACGUGAACGAUUGUCCGCCCGAAUUCACUCAGGAUUCCUACAAUAUCUCAGUGUCGGAAGCGGCGCCGUUUGGAACUUCCGUUCUGCGAGUUAGCUCGAGAGACAAUGACACAGGUAUAAAUCAACAAGUUCGUUACGCCAUUCAAAACGACACGGAGAAUAGCACAGAUCUCUUUCACAUCGAUCCGGACGAAGGUGUGAUAUUUCUCAAGCGAUCUCUGGACCAUGAGACUCACGAAUCUCAUCAUUUUACGGUGAUUGCUAUGGAUCGCGGCGUACCGAGUUUAUCGAGCACGGCUCACGUUUGGGUGACCGUAAUCGACAUGAAUGACAAUCCGCCAAAGUUCGAGCAACCCUCGUACACUUGUUCUUUAUCGGAACACGCCGAACGUGGUCAAUUCGUGACAGUGGUAUCCGCAAGCGAUCCUGAUUAUGUUGACGAGAAACUGACGUACACCAUUGUGGGUGGGAACGAGCAGCAGACAUAUAACAUCGACCAAUCAACCGGAAUCAUUUCGCUGAUCAAUAUGCAGAAUUUCGGCGAACAGAAGCUUAGCAUGCUCAACGUCUCCGUGACUGAUGGCGUCUACACCAGCUUUACCCGGGUCAAGAUUGAAAUUCUGCCGGCAAACCGUCAUAAUCCCAAAUUCCCGAAUCCAGUGGUCGAGGUAACUGUUCUUGAAAACCAACUGCCCGGUAGACUGGUAACCAGCGUGCUGGCCGUGGACGAGGACUUUGGCGAAUACGGCGUAGUGACGUACGCGAUAAUGUCGGAGAUGAUGAAAGAGAUAUUUGAUAUAAACAAACUCACCGGCGAGAUCGUGACGCGCAAAAAGCUCGAUCGAGAGAUCCAGAAACGUUACGAGAUACCGGUUGUAGCUAUGGACGGCGGCGGUAGACCGGGAUUUGUAAUGGUGCGAGUUAAAGUCGGCGACGAGAACGACAAUGCGCCUAUGUUCCUUAUCAGUGAAUACAAAGCAACUAUUCAGGGUAAUCUGUCUCUGAACACACCGUUUCUGAAAGUCAAAGCGCAGGAUCUAGACGAAGACGAAGCUGCGAAAAUAGUCUAUUCGAUCUAUGAGUUACAAACGUCGCCAGUUAGAUCUAUAUUCGGCAUAAAUCCCGACACGGGAGCUCUAUAUUUGCAGAAGAGCGCCGUGCCGUUGGAAAAUCAAUUGUUCGAAAUGUUCAUUCGUGCGGAAGACAAAGGAACGACCACGCAUCACGCCGAUGUUCCUCUCAGCAUCUAUAUAAUGGGUCCGCACGAUAUUCCCCCGCUGUUCGAGCGAAAAGAAGAUAAAUUCUUUAUAAGAGAAGACUCGUCUGUCGGCACGCCAAUUACAAAACUCAAAACCGUCACUAAUUGCACUGUGACGUAUCGCAUUGUGUCUGGCGACGAGGACAAUCCGCUCUUUACGAUCGAUUCUUCUGGCCAGAUUACUUUAGCGAGAACGUUAGAUCGAGAGCUAAAAGACAGUCAUUUGAUCGGUGUUCUCGCCGAGACCGAUUCCAGUCCGCCUCUCACAGCUCUCGCCGAGAUCUCUCUUCAAGUAUUGGAUGAAAACGAUCACGCGCCGAAAUUCGAGAGCAAUCCUUACGCGAUUACUCUGGCUGAAAAUAUAGAAGAAGGAACGUCUAUAUUGAAAGUUAUCGCACACGAUAAAGAUCUCGGUAGUAACGGUGAGGUACGUUAUUCUUUUGGAUCCGAUAUAGGAGAAUUAGCGAAUGUAUUCACUGUAGACGCUUACACCGGUUGGAUAUCAACGUUGGUUCAACUCGAUAAGGAGAAGCAACCGGAAUAUAAAUUUCAGGUUGUUGCCACCGACAAUGGGAAUCCGAAACACUUUGCGAGAACUUCGGUGCACGUCAAGCUAAAGGAUUACAAUGACAACGCGCCAGCGUUUGUCGACGAUCGUUACGAGGCCACGGUGAACGAAGAUGCUCUACCGGGAACAGUUGUAGUUAGACUGAUCACCGUUGACAAAGACUCGGACGUCAACACGCCUGUGGAAUUUUAUAUAACAUCCGGCGAUCCAAGAUCGCAAUUUCAAAUCAGAUCUACCGGCGAGGUGUACGUGGCGAAAUCUUUAGACAGAGAAACCAUCGAUCGUUACGAGCUUGAAAUUGUCGGUACUGACGGAAAAUAUGUCUUCGAAACCAAAGUUACGGUACAGGUUCUAGACGUUAACGACAAUCCCCCGUAUUGUCUUCGAUAUCGCUACAGGGAGAUACUUUCCGAGGGUUCGCAUCCUGGCACUUAUGUCUUAACUGUGUUGGCAACCGAUUACGACGACGAACCAAAUGCUAAACUACGAUUUUAUUUAACCGGUGACAAUAACGAUAAAUUUUCGUUAGAUAAAGAAACAGGAGUGUUGAAAACUGUCGGACAACUCGAUCGAGAGACGCAAGCCAAAUAUUCUCUGACGGCGCAUGUGCAAGAUCGAGACAAACCAACUUGGGAAUGCUCGUCUCAGUUGGAGAUUUUUGUUUCAGAUCUAAAUGAUAACACGCCAAAGUUUACUAUGCAAACUUACAGCAGCACAUUGCCCGAAGACGUGGAAGUCGGCACGUUAGUGACAAAGGUGCACGCUACGGACAACGAUAUCGGUAUCAAUCGGAAAAUCAGAUACGAAUUUAUUGAUUCUGCGGACGGUCAUUUUCUCAUAGCAGCGGAUAGUGGAAUAGUCACUUUAGCCAAACCUCUGGAUAGAGAAACCAAGGCCAUGUACAAUGUUACGGUUCAAGCCCUCGAUCAAGGUACACCACAGCUGAUGGGUGUUGCUUCGCUUAUCGUUAACGUGCAAGAUAUCAAUGACAAUCCACCUGAGUUCGCUUCCAAGGUUUAUUUCGCGAAAGUACCUGAGAUCUAUGCUGUUGGUACCGAGGUGGCUCGAGUGCUCGCCACUUCCAGAGAUACGGGAGUUAAUGCCGAUAUAUAUUAUUCGAUUGUUGGUGGCAACGAACACAAGAAGUUUCAGAUAGAUGCCAAGACAGGCGUCGUUACCAUUGUCGAACAAUUGGACUACGAACGGGCUCGCGAUUAUUUUCUUACUAUUCAAGCUGUCGACGGAGGUAUUCCACCGCUCAGCAAUCACGCCACUGUCAAUAUCACCGUCACCGAUAGCAACGAUAACGCACCGAUCUUUAGUGAAGUUUCAUACAGAGCGUUCGUAAGAGAAGACGCAAAAAUUGGAGAAAAAGUUAUACAAGUAUAUGCAAAUGAUCUAGACAGUGAAGAGAAUGGCAACGUGUCGUAUUAUGUAGAACGAGGCGACAGACAGAAGCAAUUCUCGAUCGACAGGAAAACCGGACAAAUAGCUGUCGCCGCUCCGUUGGAUCGAGAAGAAAUCGCAAACUAUGUGCUGGAAGUUCACGCGCGUGACAACGGCAUACCGAUGCUCUCGAGCUUCGUGAUGGUUAACAUCGAGAUACUCGACGCUAACGAUAAUCCGCCGUUAUUCGCUCUGUCAAAUUAUACGGCCGUUGUGCAAGAAGACAAACCGCUCGGCCAUACGGUUUUACAAUUCGUGGUGACCGAUGCUGACAUCGAGCCGAACGCCGCUCCGUACACGUUUGAUUUUCGAUCCGGGAACGAGGGUGACGCAUUUCGACUGGAGCAGGACGGUAGUUUGCGCACGGCGACGAAAUUUAACAACCGAGUAAAGGAUAAAUACGUAUUGCACGUACGAGUGUUCGAUAACGGUAGUCCGCCGUUGUUCUCAGACGCUUGGGUUGUAAUCAAGGUGAUCGAAGAGUCGCAGUAUCCGCCAGUUGUCACGCCUCUCGAAGUGAUCGUUAAUUCUUACAAAGACGAGUAUCCCGGUGGUGUUGUUGGAAAAGUUCACGCGACCGAUCAGGAUCAAUACGAUACGCUUCUUUUCAAUUUGGUGCCGUCCUUACCGAUCCCAAGUGAGCUUUUUCAAAUAGACAAGAUCGACGGAACUUUGGUAGCUUUGCCGAAUCUGGAUAUUGGCGAAUACAAGAUCAACGUCAGUGUGACGGAUGGUAAAUUUCAUUCGUAUUCUAUUGUGAAAAUUAACGUUGAUUUGAUAACUGACAAAAUGCUCGAGAAUUCGGUAAUAGUAAGAUUCCGGGAGGUCAGUCCGGAGGAUUUUAUGUUGAGCCAUCGCAAAGGUUUCGUCAGAACUGUUCGCAACUCAAUGAACUGUCGCCUCAAGGACAUUGUCAUCAUCAGCGUGCAACCGUCCACGGACGAAGUGAAUGUGAUAAAAUCGCGAGCUAUUCGUCAGGCGGUCCAUAACGAUCUCGAUCUUUUGUUUGCUGUGAAGAAAACGUCGAAUCCCGCGAGUACGUCGAAUUUCUACUCGUCGGAGAGCAUACGCGAAGCGUUGAACCAACACGUGGAGGAACUGGAAGAGUCGACGAAGUUGGUCGUCGAGGAGAUUGUUAGAUUUAAGUGUAACAAAGGUUACUGUUUCUACGGCGAUUGCCAAGACAAGAUCGUUCUCGAUCCUACGCAGAUCAUGAUCGUGUCCACCGACGUGAUGAGCUUUGCGUCGCCGCGACACAAACACAAGAUGGAAUGUAAUUGCAAAGAAGGUUACGCCGGCAGUUAUUGCGAAGUGGUGGUAAACGAGUGCGCCAGAGAUCCUUGUCCUCUGUUCAAAGUUUGUGUGCCGGACUCGUCCGUGCAAGGAUACUCUUGCCAAUGUCCGGAGGGAUUCGCGGGUCAGACCUGCGACAUCGACAUCUCCAAGUGUCACGACGAAUCGUGUUAUAUUCCACGAAAUCCCAUAUCUUUUAGCGGCAAGAGUUACGCGCGUUACAAGAUUGACAAAGCAUUGAUACGACAAACAAUCGAGGAUCGUCUCAGUUUGUCAUUAAGAAUUCGAACGAUGCAACCAACCGGCAACCUGAUGUACGCAGCUGGAAAGGUGGAUUACAAUAUCUUAGAGGUGGUUAACGGUGUGAUACAGUACAAAUUCGAUUUGGGUAGCGGCGAAGGUCUGAUUAGGGUGAGCAGCGUAUACGUUAGUGACGGUCAGUGGCACGAGAUUCAACUUGAACGAGAAAGUAACAGCGCCCGAUUGACCGUGGAUGGGAAACAUAUUGCUCAAGGUUCCGCACCGGGUAUCAACGAUAUCUUGAAUCUACAGUCGGACGAUUUGUAUCUGGGCGCUGAGGUGAAACAACAUCCGACAAUCAUCGGUUUCGAGGAUGUGCAACGUGGUUUCGUUGGCUGUAUGGACGACGUUAGAAUCGCUCGGGUAUCCGUGCCGUUGCAUAUGAGCGGCGCCAGCAGCGUCGCGAUACUUAAACGUUUCGCUAACGUUGAAUUCAGUUGUGACACGGCCACGAUCUUGGUGCCACCGGGUGUUUGCGGCUCGCAGCCUUGUCAGAACGGUGGCACUUGCAAAGACAACGGUGGCGAUAGCUACGAAUGUCAGUGUCACAGUCGAUUCACGGGUUUUGCCUGUGAAAUUGACACGGAUCCGUGCGCCUCGUCGCCCUGUUUGUACGGCGGACGUUGCAAGAUCGUGCCGGAGGGUGGCGAUUACACGUGCGAGUGCGUUGGAUCGAGCUUAAGCGGCAAACGAUGCGAGUUCGGCAGAUAUUGCAGUCCGAAUCCGUGCGUUCACAGCGGUGUGUGCGAGGAGGGCAACAACGGUCCGAUAUGCAAGUGUCAGGGCUUUACCGGCGAACGCUGCGAGACAGACGUGAACGAAUGCGACGCGAACCCUUGCACCAAUGGCGGCACUUGCGUCAACGAAAUUGGCACGUACAGGUGCAUCUGUCCGCCGAACAUGACUGGACUGAACUGCGGCAACCCGGCCUUUUCCACGCCGAUCAUAUCAGGUCACUUCAACAUCACUUGGGACCAUCUCAUGUGGAUUGGGGUCGCGGUGCUGCUUAACAUAUUAUUGCUCAUCAUUAUAUUCUUUACUUAUCGACGAAUCAAGAUGAAACGGACCAGAGCGCGCGCCAACAACAUUAAUAACGAGACCCGGAAACAGAUCGUUUUGAAUUCCGCGAGACCGCACGAGCACGAGUUCAAGCGCAGCUCGAAGCUGAGCAAUUUGGAAGUUAUACAGAGAGAACCUCCCCAAUGUCCCCCUAGACCCGCCUCCUACACCCCGAGCUCGAAUAACGAGCCGGUGACAUACGGUAAUUCGGCCGCGGUGGCCUUAAACAACUUGGACACCUUGCGCAGCUACGGUAGCGCAGGCGACGAGUUAGAGAACUUUCCGCCGGAUUAUUUGCGAAAUCUGAACCGCAGUACUCCCGUACCACCUCCGUCCCUGACCCUCGCUAAUCCGGUCGGCGGGAACGCAACUGGUAGUGACACGGACAGUCUUCACAAGCCCACUUGGCAGGAACAGAUGCAGCUGGCUUCCUUCAUAACCGAUACUACUAAGAUCAAGAACGACCUGAAACGAGCGAGCCCAGUGGUACCGGAGCUGACCACUGGAGGACUUCUAUUAAACUCUUCUCGACGGACGCCUCAUGCGGUUGGGUCUUCCGUCGCCUCCGUCACGUCCAUUGAGGAUGAUCCUCGCAUCGUUGGCGGAUAUCACUGGGACUGCUCAGACUGGGUCAGGCCGAGUCAGAAUCCUUUACCCAAUAUCACGGAGGUACCUGGCAGCGAGGUUCCAGACUCGUCCAGCUUCCACAGCAACGAGAGUAACGAAUCCAAUACGCAUCAGUUACCAACAAUACACGGUCCGGUAGACCCAACGAGGGAUAUCGAAACUCUGAAUGAGGAUCAAGAAUCGGAAUAUGUCGGUGAUUCCGAAUGCGGGACCGAGUUCUCGGAGCAGUAUCAUUGUACGGAGACGCAGCGUCUCAAUCCUCUUGACAGCGGCGGUGAGGGAGAAUACAAAUACAAGAGCUCCGAGAGCUAUUUGCGUCAUCCAAACUCGUAUUUACCGCAUUAUAAUAUCCAUACCGACACCGAGAACGAGACAAACCCGCUUAACGGCCGUCUCAGCACUCUCGAGUCCGACGAAGAAGAAGACGAUGUAGUGCCUUAUGGUUUCCCUAGCACCCGCCGUAACCGAUGCCACAAGGUGGUCGAGGAGGACGAGAUCGGAUCUGUUAUCACCACGCUAGAGGAAAGAAAUUCAUUGCUGGGCGGUGCUACGAGCAACAGCGAUCUUUCUACGAAUCUGUGCGAGAUCGACGAUUCCGAAUACGAGAUCGCGGAUCAGAAGAGCAAUGGGCGCCUAUGGUUGUCGGGAAACGGCAUCACGCAGACCUCAGUGUGACAAAUGAUGGUGCGCAAGUGUGAGAAUAAACUGAUGCGUGCGGAAGCACGUUUUUCAGUGUUUCUACGUUCGAGACGCGCGGAUGUCUGUGAAUACGCCAUUUUGUACAUAUAGGGGUGUUAUAGCCAUAGAAUAAAAAAAUUAUCUGUACAGGCAGCUAUGGAGCUCUAAGAAAAGGUGUGUGCAAACUACUUUACGUGUUUCGACGCAUGUCGCACAUAGGAUCUGAAAUUGUCGCGAAAAAUACAUUGCGCGCCUCAAAUCUCUUCCUUCUCCGCGGGUAGAGUUCAAGCAUCAGCGUACUUAAUUCCGCAAACUUAUUGCACGUCACAUGCUGAAAUAAAUAAAAAUUUAUUUCUUUUUUUUUUUUAUUUAUUUUCUGCUUUGGUUUUUAUGUAAUUGCCAAAUAUGUUUAUUUUAUGGUUUAAUAGUUGGAUAGAUAAUCUCAAACAAUUAUAAGCUAAUCACUGUGUGUUUUGUCUUUACUUCUAUUACCACCAUAAAUUUGUUUGGUUAAACAUAAUGUAAUAUCCUUUUGAAUUUUACAUUAUGACGUAAACUGUAUUCUUUUGACUCUCUACCAAGGAGAUGAGAUUUUACUAGAGACAGAGAUAGAUCGCGGCAAAAUAUGAACAUAAACAAAUGCGUAAAAAAAUUUAUAUUGAUUAGAGAAAAAGAUUCAUUAUACUCAAGCAAGAUAAAGUUAAUCACGACCGUGCGUCAGACCAAUGACUAUUGUUUAAUGACCUAUCGUUUAAAUUUAACAUGUUAAUCCAACAACUAUAAAUUUCAGUGCAAAAGAUAUAUAUAUAUAUAUAUAUAUACAUAUUAGGUACAUUUAUGUAUUUUUACUAUUUGCUAACUGACUUUAUUUUGGUUACGUAUAAAUAAACCAACGGACUACUUAAUAACGCAUAUAUUGAGUAAAAAGUAGCAAAAAACUAGUGUGUAAGUAAGUGGACUCUAGUGAAAAAAAAAGCAGCCAUUGUCUCCGCGUUGGACAAUGUGUAACAACAGGCUGCGCGCGUCUGUUGCAGUGUGAAAGACGCAAAGUUAUAAUAGUUAAAAAGAAUAUAAAAUAUUUUUACUGUGAUGAUAAUAAUGUUUAUACGAUGAUCAAAUAUUAUAAUGUGUAUUAUAUCAACCGCAACGUUAAUUAUUCAACGUUUUAUAACAGAAAUUGAAAAAAAAAAAAAAAAAAAAAAA
Molecule: messenger RNA, 16394 nt
Organism: Pseudomyrmex gracilis
Lineage: Eukaryota; Metazoa; Arthropoda; Insecta; Hymenoptera; Formicidae
Gene: kug
Product: fat-like cadherin-related tumor suppressor homolog
Exons: 26
Coding region: 735-15188 (4817 amino acids)
Biological process (GO): homophilic cell-cell adhesion; cell morphogenesis; adherens junction organization
Cellular component (GO): adherens junction; plasma membrane; catenin complex
Molecular function (GO): cadherin binding; calcium ion binding
Source: RefSeq, a predicted model, not a curated record